UGAGGAAGAUCCCUACUAUCUUUUAGAUCAUUCCCCUUCUUUUUGCUUCUCUCUCUAAAUCUCUUGAAUGGGGAAAUGGGUCUUAUAUUUAUAGGCAUCAAAUGAGCGGGAAAAGUUUGUGCGGGAUAUGCGCGAAAUUUUCAAUGGAUUCCGAAGCGAAAUUUUCAUUUCCCGCUCGAUUAAGCUUCGCAGUUUUCGAAGUUUCGCUCCCUUAACCAUGAACAAAAACGAAAACCCUCAGAACAUGACUAAGUGCUGAAAGGCGGAAGAGCAGUAGGAAGAGUCCAAAAGGCAUGGUCAUCGACGAUGAAUAAUCCCUUCGCGAAAACAAUCUGUUCAAUCUGCUACGAAGAUCUCAAACCUAUCGUCGAGGAUCUUCAAGUGAUCUCCAUCUGCGGCCAUGUAUUCCACGAACUUUGCUUGCAGCAAUGGUUCGGGUACUGUUCCGGCAGAAAGAAGUGUACCUGCCCUGUCUGCAAGCAGAGUUGCAAAGCCGCCAACGUGUCGCGGCUGUAUUUCCAGUCACUGGGAGACCCUGCCGAUCACUGUGCGUCGCAGUGCGAGGAGAAACAGGCCGAUCCCAAGUUGCUUGGGGGAGAGAUUGUGAGAUUGGAGGCGAAGGUUCAGGGGCUCAACUCCACUGUGGAUUGCCAGGGGAAAGAAAUUCAGCGGCUUAAUGGCGAGUUGUAUGACUGCAACGAGCAAUUGAAGGCUGAGCUCUUGUUAAAGAAUGAAGUGGUGAAACAAAAAGCAUCAGUUCAGGAGAUGCUUCGUUUUAAGUCUCAGGAGCUUGAUGUGCUGAAGAAAGACCAUUUGAAGUUACAAGAUAAGAGCAUGGCAUUGGCCAAAGAACUUGCAGCACUGAAACUGGCAUCAGACCUGAAUCUGGAGGAAGAUGAAGUUUUAAAGCUUGCUUCCUUUGGUAACGAGGCCAAUGCUAAAGAUACUAUUGACAUUCUACGGAAGUCCUUGGUGUCCCGCAACAAGAGCUACCAAGAGUUAUUGGCCAAGUGCAACCAGCUUGGAAGGGGAGAGGCUCGUUCUUCCAAAAAUCUGGAGAAAGCAAAAGAAAAGAUAAUUAGGUUGAAGACUAGGAUCCAGGAACUGGUGACGGCAGUUGAACUAAAGGAAAAUCAAGCUUUAAGGCUCUUAAAGACUUCAAAGGACACAAACUCCAUGAAGAAAAUUCCAGGUGGACUUAGUGAUAAAUUGGAUACCCCUACUUCUGGCAUUUUUAGACCUGGAAAUCAAAAGGAACAAGUUUCCUCCACAUCUCUGGAUUGCUUGGUUCGGACUGCAAGUUCAAUUGGCGAUGCAAGAGUGCCUUUUUCCAUCAAUGAUCAUGGUUCAAAUUUUACUGACGAGCCUUCAAGGAAUCAGGCUUGUGAUAAGCAAAGAAACAAUUGCAUUAUCAUAGACGAGGGUGAUCAAGAUCUUGAUUUGGAUCAUCCAACUGGAAAACAACAAACCGAAGAGCAACCAGUGGAUAAUGCAGGAAGUGGAACCAAUAGAAGUAAGGAUACUGCCAGCCCAGCUGCUGCUGCUCAGGAAGCCUCCUUUUCUAUCGGUGGUAACGUUGAUGUUUGGCCCGCACUGAAUAUAAGAAAGGAGUUGCCGUCCUCAGUUUCUUUUUCAAAACCAGCAGAUAUAUGUUUCUCAAGUGGAUUACUGGGUCCUGAUGGAACAACUCGGUAUCUUGGGAAGUGGUGUAAACGUGACCAAAGCAAGCAGUCGGCCGGGCAGAAACCAAGCACAAACAGUGGAGACUUGAUUGCUGUUGGAGCUGACGGAAGGGGUGGGAGAGUGAAAGUUUUAAGACCUCUGAAUCAAGCCCUCAUGUUUUGUCUCAUCUUGUAGUCAACUGCAUUCGGCCUCCAAUUUCUUGGCCAUUUCAACAAUGACAUUAAUAAGCUUAUACUUACACUCAGUCCUGAAAGAAAUGUGGUGAUACGUGCAUACCUCUUAACAUGCUCGGCUUUGUUCUGUUUUCUCAUGCGGCUCCAUGCUUCAUCUAUUUAUCGAGUUUAGUUAACUGUAUAUUCAGGGUGGCUCAGAGAGUUCCAUGCCCGCAAAAAGGUGCAAGUUAGGAACCAAAACGACUACUUUGCAGUCUCAGGGAUGUUUGCAGAUCGAACACUUUUUUGGGAAGGCCAAGCAGUAGUCAGGUUAAAAGAAACCAAGAUCAAAAUUUUGGCGCCGAAUCUCGGGUUCCUUUUGUUUGUCGACCACGUUCUUCCUGGAUGCUGCCACCAUAGUAGGAUGAUCAAGUUGCUGAUGCAAUGCAUGACGGUUUCGGUUUUACUACCAUGCAGCAGAGGGCCUAUUUCAAACCGACGACUUGUCACGGUCGCAGCCGGCAGCAGUAAGCAUAUUCUCUGGUCGGUUAAAAUCCCAGUGUGCUUGGGCAAUGAAUGUUAAUAUCCUUGGACAAAUCAAACUAUGUAAAAGAAAUCGUACGACUCUUUGUCCAUGAACUAAGAGACAGGCCAACAGACCGGACUACUUUUGCUCCCCGCAGGUGAUCCCUGUAAAUAUAAUGAUGAGCAGUGUCCCGUUGCGUUGGUAAGAAAAGAAAGCCGGAAAAAGAAAGAAACCUUUGUCUGAAUGGCACCAGCUCUAUCAUAUGAAACAACCGUAGGAAAAGUUACACUGGAAAAGUUAAUGAUAAUGUUUUCAUAUCAAAAUUGUGAUUGAACUGUUUUGUAUGAUUAAAA
Linum tenue is the source of this 2714-nucleotide messenger RNA. NCBI's taxonomy places the organism in Eukaryota, Viridiplantae, Streptophyta, Magnoliopsida, Malpighiales, Linaceae. The record is from the annotation of a GenBank genome assembly.